Cercospora beticola is the source of this 816-nucleotide messenger RNA. RefSeq lists its product as uncharacterized. NCBI's taxonomy places the organism in Eukaryota, Fungi, Ascomycota, Dothideomycetes, Mycosphaerellales, Mycosphaerellaceae. The record is from RefSeq and is a predicted model, not a curated record.
AUGGUUUUCUCCUGGAAUCGCAACCGUCAGGAUACUGCGACCGCUACAAAUCCCGCCAACGAAAACAUAUCCAUUUCUAACUUACUCAACCUACCCGCCGAGAUACGGAUCCGCAUCUUCUCACAUCUCAUUCAGGUAGCACCAGCAACUUCAAUCCCACAUCGUGCAGCCGCUCAUGAGCAAGGCUACACAAGCGGAGUCGGACACGUAAACUCUGUGCAAUAUGGCACAACAUGGCGAUCCGUCACAAUCGCAAAACCCCCAGGUUUCGCUCUUACCGCACCCGCCAUCCUCCGGGCCUCAAAAUUAAUCCACAACGAAGUCAUGGAUUUACUCUACAGCAAAAUGCUCUGGGUGAUCAAUAUCCAAGAUCUUCGACCUAGUUCUCAGGUCCCUUUUGGAUCGGACGACAAAACAAAUGGCAUUGUCGCUUCGCCUGAGAAGAAAUCCAUGUUUUUGCAAUGGAUUGACCAUGUGCAUGUCAGGCAACAUAUUCGGCCUGAGGAGGAUUUGAUACAGAAGGCGCAAACACUAAGGUCUCUUUUGGAUUGUUUGAACGUUCAUCGGAAGUCUUUGCAGGUUACGUUUCAUUUCGAUUCUAUUCAUCUGGUCAACGAUCCGGAGUACCCGCGGGAGAAGAAAGCGGAAUAUAAUUGGAAGUUGUAUGAGAAUGAGUUGAGGCGUAUGGAUCUGGGUGCGACACCGCAUUUUCGGGUUAGUUCGUAUUGGUUGGAGUCGGAAGGAGAAGAGAGGUUUGCGCAGUUGGCGGCGAGUGUAGGAGGUGAAAUGAACAGUCGAAGCUACAUAUAUUGGUGA